AUGCACCCUAAUCUUCACCAGUAUUUGCAGCAAUCUUCUUUGACGAAUGCCGGGACAACAGGAAUUGGCGGCGGCGGUGGCAAUGCUGCUACUGCUGGUAACCCGUUAACCUCUGCCUUACAGCCCACAACUAAUGCUAGCAAUAACCUUAACGCGUUAUCUCAACAUUUUUCGGCAAUGAAUCGCAAUGUCGCAGCGGGUGUAUCAAGUGCCGGUGGUGCUGGUGGUUUGAACACAGCUGAUCCAUUUAUGUACGCACAAAUGAUGAACAACAAUCUCGGACCACAAGGCAUGCCUAUGCCAAGCAACUACCUCAUGCAACAACAACAGCAGCAUCCUUCUCAAGCACAACAGCAACAACCUUCCCAUGUUCAACAACAACAGCAGGACCAUCAACAGAAAAUGCAACAAUUAGAUGAAGAGAAAAUUUACGGGCUUGUGUUGGAUUUAUUGAAUCCCUCUACCAGAGAACAAGCCUUAUUGGAUUUAAGUAAAAAAAGAGAACAAUAUGAAGACUUGGCUCUCGUUUUAUGGUACUCCUAUGGCGUCAUUCCUGUAUUAUUGCAAGAAAUUGUUACAGUUUAUUCCUUACUAACACCUCCCACCUUGAGCGGAGGCGCUUCGAACAGGGUCUGCAAUGCACUUGCGCUUCUUCAAUGUGUUGCAAAUCACAAUGAAACCAGAAGUUUAUUUCUCCAAGCGCAUAUUCCCCUUUAUCUUUAUCCUUUUUUGAACACAACCAGCAAAACUCGUCCUUUUGAAUAUUUGAGAUUAACGAGCUUGGGCGUUAUUGGAGCUUUAGUCAAGAACGAUAAUCCCGAAGUCAUUAGCUUUCUCUUAUCCACCGAGAUCAUUCCACUGUGUCUUCGUAUCAUGGAAACCGGAAGCGAACUUUCAAAGACAGUUGCUAUAUUUGUUGUGCAAAAGAUUUUGUUAGACGAUACUGGCUUGUAUUACAUUUGUCAAACAUACGAGCGAUUCUAUGCUGUAGCUACAGUCUUACACAACAUGGUCAAUCAGCUCGUCGAAAAUCAAGCUAUGCGUCUGUUGAAGCAUGUCAUCCGUUGUUACUUGAGAUUGUCAGAAAACCCACGAGCACGUGAAGCUUUACGUCAAUGCCUCCCAGAGCCACUUAGAGACACGACUUUUCAUCAGAUUUUAAAGGAUGACCUUGCUACAAAACGUUGUCUUGGUCAACUUUUACUCAACCUAUCUGAUGGCAUGAAUUAG
Mycotypha africana is the source of this 1230-nucleotide messenger RNA. RefSeq names its product cell differentiation family, Rcd1-like-domain-containing protein. The transcript is spliced from 6 exons. The coding region runs from base 1 to 1230 and encodes 409 amino acids. Gene Ontology annotation, cellular component: CCR4-NOT core complex; P-body; CCR4-NOT complex. NCBI's taxonomy places the organism in Eukaryota, Fungi, Mucoromycota, Mucoromycetes, Mucorales, Mycotyphaceae. The record is from RefSeq and is a predicted model, not a curated record. Gene Ontology annotation, biological process: mRNA catabolic process; negative regulation of translation.